AUGGAUAAGUUCCGCAUGCUCUUCCAGCACUUACAGUCCAGCUCGGAGUCGGUGAUGAACGGCAUCUGCCUGCUGCUAGCGGCGGUCACGGUCAAGUUGUACUCCUCUUUCGAUUUCAACUGCCCCUGUCUGGCGCGCUACAACAGCCUCUAUGGCCUGGGCCUGCUGCUCACGCCGCCCCUCGCCCUCUUCCUCUGCGGCCUCCUGGCCAACCGGCAGUCCGUGGUGAUGGUGGAGGAGUGGCUCCGGCCCGCAGGGCACCGCAGGAAGGACCCAGGCAUCAUCAGGUACAUGUGCUCCUCAGUGCUGCAGAGGGCGCUGGCUGCCCCCCUGGUCUGGAUCCUGCUGGCCCUCCUGGACGGCAAGUGCUUCGUGUGCGCCUUCAGCACUUCUGUGGACCCCGACAAGUUUCUGGACUUUGCCAACAUGACCCCCAGCCAGGUGCAGCUCUUCCUGGCCAAGGUGCCCUGCAAGGAGGACGAGCUGGUCAGGGACAGCCCUGCUCGAAAGGCGGUGGCUCGCUACCUGCGGUGCCUGUCACAGGCCAUCGGCUGGAGUCUCACCCUGCUGCUCAUCAUCGCGGCCGUCCUGGUCCGCUGCCUGAGGCCCUGCUUCGACCAGACGCUCUUCCUGCAGCGCCGAUACUGGAGCAACUACGUGGACCUAGAGCAGAAGCUCUUCGACGAGACGUGCUGCGAGCACGCGCGGGACUUCGCGCACCGCUGCGUGCUGCACUUCUUCGCCAGCAUGCAGAGCGAGCUGCGGGCGCGCGGGCUGCGCCGGGCCCCAGCUGCCGCGGCCGGCAGCCCGGAGCCCCCAGAGGCUCUGGACGGCGGCAGCGGGAAGGCCCACGUGCGCGCCGUCUGCAGCAGGGAGCAGGUGGACCGCCUCCUGAGCUCCUGGUACUCCCGCAAGCCGCCGCUCGACCUCGCGGCGCCCCCGGGACUGUGGGGGGCCGGGGUCAGCCCCCGCGCCCCCGCGCUGGCCGCCAGCACCAGGCCCUCCCAGCACAGCGAUGUGUAG
This is a messenger RNA of Lepus europaeus (European hare), 1023 nucleotides long. RefSeq names its product calcium homeostasis modulator 3 (gene CALHM3). The record is from RefSeq and is a predicted model, not a curated record. The transcript is spliced from 3 exons. The coding region runs from base 1 to 1023 and encodes 340 amino acids. NCBI's taxonomy places the organism in Eukaryota, Metazoa, Chordata, Mammalia, Lagomorpha, Leporidae. Gene Ontology annotation, molecular function: monoatomic cation channel activity.